UCCGAACAAAGAGCCGGCAGCUCGCGUGCGGGGCGGGCGGGGACGCGAGGGCCGGCAGGAAGCCUCCGUGGGCGCGGGGGCGCGGGCCGGGCUGCCCGCACGCUGACCUUCCCGGGCUGGGAGGGAAGAGCGCUGGCUGCCGGCGGUGGGAGGCCCCGGGGGCCGCAGGUCUCCGUCUCUCUAGGCGCCGCUCCAGUCGCCGCGCCGGAGCCCCUGGCCGGGCCCAGCAGCCAUGGCCCGCUAUAAGACUGAGCAGGACGACUGGCUGAUCAUCUACUUGAAGUAUUUGCUCUUUGUCUUCAACUUCUUCUUCUGGGUCGGGGGAGCAGCCGUCCUGGCUGUGGGCAUCUGGACCCUGGUGGAGAAAAGUGGUUACCUCAGCGUCCUGGCCUCCAGCACCUUUGCCGCCUCCGCCUACAUCCUCAUCUUCGCGGGCGUACUUGUCAUGGUGACCGGCUUCCUGGGCUUCAGUGCCAUCCUCCGGGAGCAGAAGGGCUGCCUCUCCACGUAUUUCUGCCUGUUGCUCGUCAUCUUCCUGGUUGAGCUGGUGGCAGGAGUCCUGGCCCAUGUGUAUUACCAGAGGCUGAGUGAUGAACUGAAGCAGCACUUGAACCGGACUCUGGCUGAGAACUACGGGCAGCCCGGAGCCAUGCAGAUCACCGCCUCAGUAGACCGGCUCCAGCAGGAUUUCAAGUGCUGCGGAAGCAACAGCUCAGCCGACUGGCAGCACAGCACGUACAUCCUGUCGCGGAAGGCCGAGGGCCGCCAGGUGCCCGACAGCUGCUGCAAGACAGUGGUGGCGCGCUGCGGCCAGCGGGCCCACCCCUCCAACAUCUAUAAGGUGGAGGGAGGCUGCCUCACCAAGCUGGAGCAGUUCCUGGCUGACCACCUGCUGCUCAUGGGGGCCGUGGGCAUCGGGGUGGCCUGCCUGCAGAUCUGCGGGAUGGUUCUCACCUGCUGCUUGCACCAGAAGCUCCAGCGGCAUUUUUACUGAUGGCCAACCACCUCCUCUUCCAACUGCCCCUCAGGACGACAAGUGGCCACAUGCCAUCUGCAAGGCCUGCAGAGUUAGCACCAGCUCCACUAGGGCCGUAGAUGCCCCCUCCUUUGUGCCCAGCUCCUGCAAAUCCACCAAGUGCCUGAGACCAUAGCUUCUACUGUGCCCACCCAGGCAGGGACCCUCGGCCCCCUCUCCUCCAUUUCUGAGCCCCCAUGGCCAGAUCCUGGGCAGGGAAAUGAUCCUUUUAGGAGACAACCAGAGCCCCUCACCAGGCAUGGGGGCACCUGCGGACUACGGGAGGGUGGCGGUUGGGUUCUCUGCUCCCUCCCAGCUGCUGAACCUGGAACAAUGGGCAGAAAACCCAGGAACCCCGGCACUCCUGCAUUCAGCACGGGAUUCCCCCACCCAUGCUCAGAAGCCCUGACCUUGUCGUUUCUGGAAAAAGCAUGGGGUGGGGCAGGGAGGGCUGGCAUUUCCCCCAAAAGACCUUGCCCUUUGACCUGCCCACUCUCCACACUGCCUCACCUGGAAAGCCAUGUCCUGCUGGCCUCAUUCCUUCCUGCAGGGCCUGGGAGUGGGGAGGCCUGGGUAGGGCAGCCACAGGCUGGGUAGAGCCGCCCUGGCAGGAAGCAGGGGGUAAGGUGGCCACACCAGCACAUGCUGCACUAGAAGCAGAGCCCUGCUCCUGCCUAACUGCCCUCCUGGGAGAAACCUCCCUGGGAUACCAUGGCCCCAAGCCCUGGCCUCUAGUGAUAUGCCCCUCAGGGAUCUCCUGUUCCAGGGCCUGGUUCUCAGGAACACCGGGUUUUCAGACCAUCUUCAGCUCCUAAUGUUGGUGGGUGUCAAACAUCUCCUGGAGUGGACCAACUCGCAACCCUGCGAAGUCGGAGCCGCUGAGAAGGGGCAGCUCUGAAUAGAGGGGCAUCUGCCUGAACCUCA
Nomascus leucogenys (northern white-cheeked gibbon) is the source of this 1939-nucleotide messenger RNA. RefSeq names its product tetraspanin 11 (gene TSPAN11). Gene Ontology annotation, cellular component: membrane. The record is from RefSeq and is a predicted model, not a curated record. Lineage: Eukaryota; Metazoa; Chordata; Mammalia; Primates; Hylobatidae.